CACGGAAGUUGAGCUGGAACGGAACCUCUGACGUGUCAAAGCGUCGCCAUUUUCCUGAGGAAGGAAACGCCUUGAAGAAGGAAGGAAACAUCAACUGUGUUUUUUUUUCUUUUGCCAAAGUAGGUUCCCUUCACCAGUCGCCAUGGGGAAUAUGUUUGCAAACCUCUUUUCUUCUAUGUUCGGAAAGAAGGACAUGAGGAUCCUCAUGGUGGGUCUAGACGCAGCAGGAAAGACAACCAUUUUGUACAAGCUUAAACUUGGCGAGAUCGUGACUACCAUUCCCACAAUAGGUUUCAAUGUAGAGACGGUAGAAUACAAGAACAUCAGUUUCACAGUAUGGGAUGUCGGCGGUCAAGACAAAAUUCGACCGCUGUGGCGUCAUUACUUCCAGAACACGCAGGGUCUCAUCUUUGUCGUGGACAGCAACGAUAGAGAGCGAUGCGGGGAGGCUCAGGACGAGCUCGCCAGAAUGCUGGGAGAGGACGAGUUGCGUGAUGCCGUGCUAUUAGUGUUUGCCAACAAACAAGAUCUUCCAAACGCUAUGAAUGCAGCAGAACUCACAGACAAGCUGGGUCUCCACAGCCUACGUAACAGAAACUGGUACAUCCAAGCGACCUGCGCCACCUCUGGCGAUGGCCUCUACGAAGGACUGGAUUGGUUGUCUGGUCAGCUCAAGAACCAUUAAUAAUCACCUGCUGUCCACAACUAAUCUUCUCCACCCAAUCUCUCACCUUACUAUCUACUCUUAAGGUGUUGCAAAACUGAGUUACCUUCUUUAAAAAAAAGUACUGGAAGCGGCCCUCACCUCAACUGUUAUCGUCACAAACAAAAAAGCCAGUGGUGGAGGUGAUCUAUUCUUGUAAAGCUGUCAGGUUUUAUUAUUUUGUUUUAUGUAACUGUAAAUAUGUUUGGUAAUGGGGCAGAUUAUUGCACUCUUACAAAUCCUACCGUGGUUAUUUCUCUUUCUGGCUGUUGGGCAGCCGUGUGUGCAUUGAAUAAGAAAAGGGAGGUGAGAAAAAUAAUUUACCAGCACGUCGGCCCGGGACCUCAAUGCAAUCUGAUGGCUUGUUCUGGUGGUCACAUGUACUGCAGGGAGUGAUCCAUGAGGGGCUUUUAAUUUUCACAAAAACUGAAUUAAACACUGAUUCACUACUUGCAUUUACUGUGGUUACUUAAACCAGUAAUUACAUGUACCAGCCCCAAAAUUAUCAUUUAGUAAACACUGGCAUUUACUAUUUGUACUCUGUACUGACAUCGCUUUGUCCCAGUUGAGAACUCCUGUCUGUGAACACUUACCAGCCUUUGUUAUACAGUAUGUUGGCUUGAAUUGAGGAAUGCUACAACAGUAUCACAUCUACCUGCUCCAUGGUUGUUUGAAAGGCAGUCAGUUGAGGCAGCAUUGGGUUUUUGUAUUUCUGAGUCUCAGGUUUAUCAUGUGCUGCCUUUGCAAUAUACUUGUUAGCAAAUCUGCAUGAUGUGGUCGCUCGGAACAUGCAUAUUUACUGGGUGUUUACAUCUUAAGGCUGCACGGGAACUAUUACUGAGUACUUAUUUCAUCAGCCCUAUGCUGUAACUCGUGUGACUGUGUGUUAGGUAAUUGUAACAUAAGGAGUUGCACACUACAAUGGCCCUACUGUCUUCACUAAAGGCUCUAGUAAGUCAUGUCUUUUUUUAUUCAGACUACGGUAAUCAAAUCUAUGAAAUUGCGUUUUGAUGGCAAUACAAAAUCAGUGUCAGCUUCAUGUUUUACGAAGUGCCAGUAUUUCUUUUCUCUGCAGCACGCUGUGCUUGGAACAAACAUGAAGCCAUACAUAUGCCUUCUUAUCCAAGAUACAUGUUGCCUUUUUAUUUUCAAGUUUAUUUUCUAAAAAGGUGUGGGUUACUUUGCUGAUCUGGUCAUGUCUUGAGGGUUCAUCAAACUUUCUUUUGAUUUAUAACUGCCUAAAUAUUUGGAAACUAUCUUAAUCUCUUAAGUUUGUCUGUUUUUUUUAUGUAAAGCUUUUGUUUUGUGAGGAAAAAGCACUGUAAUUAAAGUGACUGAUUAAAAAGUGUUUCUGCAUCUGAUUUUCAUUCUCACACUAUGCAAUAAAACUAGCUUUUCUCCAUA
Messenger RNA from Notothenia coriiceps (black rockcod), 2107 nucleotides. It is a transcript of the gene arf1, whose product is annotated as ADP-ribosylation factor 1. The record is from RefSeq and is a predicted model, not a curated record. NCBI's taxonomy places the organism in Eukaryota, Metazoa, Chordata, Actinopteri, Perciformes, Nototheniidae. Bases 143 to 685 code for a protein of 180 amino acids. Gene Ontology annotation, molecular function: GTP binding; GTPase activity. The transcript has 5 exons.